AUGGACUGCGAUCUUAGACCGUACCAGGAGGAGGUGGUGCAGGCAGCACUCAGAGGAGAGAACAGCAUCAUCUGGCUGCCCACCGGUGGAGGAAAAACCCGUGCUGCGGUUUACAUCACUAAGAAACACCUGGAGACAACAGCCAAUGCCAAAGUAGUAGUGCUCGUCAACAAGGUGCAUCUAGUAGACCAGCACUUUGCAAAAGAAUUCAAGCCUUAUCUUGGGAGUACAUACAGCAUAACAGCCGUCAGUGGGGACAGUAAUGAGAAAGACUUGUUUGGGUGUCUAGUCAAGGCCUCGGACCUGGUCAUCUGCACAGCUCAGAUCUUGGAGAACGCCCUGAUCAACAUGGAGGAAGAAAAACACGUGGAGCUGACUGACUUUACCCUCCUGAUAAUAGACGAAUGUCACCAUACACAAAAGGAGAGUGUCUAUAAUAAGAUAAUGGGCCGCUAUGUUGAAAAGAAAGUGAGAAAAGAAGGGAAACUUCCUCAGAUUUUGGGUCUCACAGCAUCACCUGGUACAGGAGGAAAUAAGCAACUGGAUAAAGCUGUUGAACAUGUACUGCAGAUCUGUGCCAAUCUGGAUUCAGUAAUUGUGUCCACCAAGAAUUUUACUCCAGUGCUGCAGAAAGUCGUUCCCAGACCCAAAAAGCAAUAUGAUAUUGUUGAAAAAAGAGCUCUGGAUCCAUUUGGUGACCACUUGAAGGCCAUGAUGUGGACGAUUCAUGAGUUUAUGCCUUCAACGGUGAGCCGCAGCCUGCGAGAGAUGGGCACCCAGGAAUAUGAAGCUGAUGUGGUGGAACUAGAAAAAGAAGGUGUAAAGAACGAGAACAGACUGAUUUCUCAGUGUGCUUUGCACCUGCGGCAAUACAACGACGCUCUUCUCAUUAAUGACACCGUUCGCAUGGUGGACGCCUUCCGGGGGCUAGACGAGUUCUACAACUCCAGGAAAACCAGAUUGCUGGAUGAAACAGAUAUCUUUCUCCAGGACCUUUUUGAUGUGAACAGUGUGGAGCUUCAACAGCUGGCAUCAGAUGCCCUCUAUGAAAACCCCAGACUGGCCCAGUUGCAACGCACAUUGCAGCAAGAGUUUAAUAAUGAAAACUCUCGCGCUAUCCUCUUCUCAAAGACCCGCAGGGGCACCCAUUGUCUGUUAGACUGGGUGAACUCCAACCCUGAGCUGCAGAGGGUCAACAUCAGAGCUGGCAUUCUCACUGGAGCGGGUACAGGUGCAAAUCACAUGACCCAGAAUGAACAGAAGGAAACCAUAACACGUUUUCGAACGGGAAUCCUCAACCUCCUCAUCUCCACAAGUGUAGCUGAGGAAGGACUUGAUAUUCCAGAAUGCAACUUAGUUGUACGUUACGGGCUGUUGACCAAUGAGAUCGCUCAGCAGCAGGCCAGUGGGCGGGCUCGAGCUGUGAACAGUGUCUACUCAGUGGUAGCGGAAGAAGGUGGACGUGAAAUGCGCAGGGAACUUACCAAUGAGUAUCUAGAAGAUCUUACCGCAAGAGCUAUUGACAAAGUGCAGCAAAUGAGUCCCAGGGAGUUCAGACUCAAGAUAUCUGAGCUGCAACAAAUCGCUGUUAUGAUUCGAAUGGAGGCCGAGAGGAAAAAGAAUGAGAGGAAGCAGCACUAUAGUCCUGGCCAGGUUCAGUUUCAAUGCAGAGAAUGCUUCUUGCCUGUCUGCAGUGGAGAAGAUUUAAGGACAAUAGAAAAUACUCACCAUGUCAACAUCAACCCUGAGUUUGAGAGGCACUAUAGAGCAGGUGGGCAGGUCGUUCUGGAGAAGAGCUUUGAAGAUUGGGAGCCUGGACGGGUUAUCAGCUGCAGGAACUGUGGAAAGGAAUGGGGAAUGGAGAUUAAGUACAGGAGGGUGGCAAUACUCCCCUGCUUGAAAAUAAAGAGCUUUUCCUUGAAGACUCCUGAAGGCAAAUCCACUCCCAAGAAAUGGAAGAAUGUUGAGUUCCAGGUGAAAGAGUUCGACUUUCUUACGGACAUGAGCAGCCAAUUCCCUGACCUAGACUUAGACGAAUGACCAUUUAAACUCAGGCAAAACAGUGUAACAUUUUUCUACUUGCUGGUGGUACAGCAAGGGGCCAUUGAUUGCUGUUAGUCGCAAACUACUUAGCAUUAUUUAAAUAUGAAAUGAUCCUUCCUGAUUAUUCUGAUUAGUCAUCAUGGUUGUUCAUGGAUGUUGGGGGAAGUAGAUGUUUUUGUGGUUGUUUGUGAGUGUCAAAAAACAGCUGGGAAUCUCCAUAUAAUAGAGCUGUUUGUGCUCAGAUAUAGUAGUUUUAAAUUGUAGUGUUUACUUAGUAGUAACAGGCAUGUAAGAGUUCUGUAUCACAUGAGAAAGAUAUGUGUGUGUUGGUGUGUGUGCUAAAUGUUUUGACUGUAUAUUUAUUUAUAACAAUUUAAUAGAUUUUUUUUUUUUCUGGUGUUCAUCUCUGGGAUCAGGACUGUGCUGCUCUUUGGUUAUUAGUUACGGUUGACAUUACUGUGCAAUAUUUCUCUAAAUGCACCCGAAGCUCUUAAUAGUAAUCUAAACACUUUUAGAUUGCUUGAACAUUUACAUGUAUUCAUUUGACAGAUGCUUUUAAUCUAAAUGACUUACAAAUGAGGACAAAUAUGAACACGCUUCAUGUGAGCCUUCAUUUACAGACUGGUUACAGGUUUGUUUAUAGCACUUACUGUAAGUAUGUUUCUCACAAAAAAAAAAAA
Messenger RNA from Carassius auratus (goldfish), 2723 nucleotides. It is a transcript of the gene dhx58, whose product is annotated as DEXH (Asp-Glu-X-His) box polypeptide 58. The transcript is spliced from 11 exons. The coding region runs from base 1 to 2040 and encodes 679 amino acids. Gene Ontology annotation, cellular component: cytoplasm. The record is from RefSeq and is a predicted model, not a curated record. NCBI's taxonomy places the organism in Eukaryota, Metazoa, Chordata, Actinopteri, Cypriniformes, Cyprinidae. Gene Ontology annotation, molecular function: double-stranded RNA binding; single-stranded RNA binding; hydrolase activity. Gene Ontology annotation, biological process: cytoplasmic pattern recognition receptor signaling pathway; negative regulation of RIG-I signaling pathway; antiviral innate immune response.